This is a messenger RNA of Equus caballus (horse), 2135 nucleotides long. The record is from RefSeq and is a predicted model, not a curated record. NCBI's taxonomy places the organism in Eukaryota, Metazoa, Chordata, Mammalia, Perissodactyla, Equidae.
GCCGGCGGCUUCCUGGCCGGCCGGGCGAGCGGGGGUGGGGUGCCUGGCGGCGGGCGGGUGGCCGGCUGCCGAGCAGCGGGCCUGGCCCUCUCGGGAGCCCCCCGACGACGCCCCGCCCUUGGCUUGUUUUCUCAGCAGUCGUCGGCCCGGGCCGGGAGCUGGAGCCCCACAGACUCCCAGGGCCGUCGAGGAGCCGCCUCUGCCGGGGGAGUCGCUCGAACUCAGACGUCCCAUCCUAGAGCGACCCGCCGGGUCGGAGGUAACUCAGCCCAGAUGUGAGGGCCAGGCAUGGCGUGCGAGCAGGGUCUUUUGAAGGAUGAGUUGGAGUUUGCCAGUCACUUGCACAUUAAUUCCGAGGCCGCCAUGGAGCAGUGUGCGAGCGUGGAGAGAGAAGUGGACAAGGUCCUGCAGAAGUUCCUGACCUACGGGCAGCACUGCGAGCAGAGCCUGGAGGAGCUGCUGCACCACGUGGGCCAGCUGCGGGCCGAGCUGGCCAGCGCAGCCCUCCAGGGGACCCCACUCUCAGCCACCCUCUCCCUGGUGAUGUCCCAGUGCUGCCGGAAGAUCAAAGACACCGUGCAGAAACUGGCUUCGGACCACAAGGACAUUCACAGCAGUGUCUCUCGAGUGGGCAAAGCCAUUGACAGGAACUUUGACUCUGAGAUUUGCGGUGUGGUCUCCGACGCAGUGUGGGACUCGCGGGAGAAGCAGCAGCAGAUCCUGCAGAUGGCCAUCGUGGAGCACCUGUACCAGCAGGGCAUGCUCAGCGUCGCUGAGGAGCUGUGCCAGGACUGCUCUCUCCCCCUACAGGAAUCAACACUGAAUGUGGACUUGGAUUUCAAGCAGCCUUUCCUGGAGUUGAAUCGAAUCCUGGAAGCUCUGCAUGAACAAGACCUGGGGCCAGCAUUAGAAUGGGCCGUCUCCCACAGGCAGCGCCUGCUUGAGCUCAACAGCUCCCUGGAGUUCAAGUUGCACCGACUGCACUUCAUCCGCCUCUUGGCAGGUGGUCCUGAGAAGCAGCUGGAAGCCCUCAGCUACGCCCGGCAUUUCCAGCCCUUUGCUCGGCUGCACCAGCGGGAGAUCCAGGUGAUGAUGGGCAGUCUGGUGUACCUGCGGCUGGGCUUGGAGAAGUCGCCCUACUGCCACCUCCUGGACAACAGCCAUUGGGCCGAGAUCUGUGAGACCUUUACCCGGGAUGCUUGUUCCCUGCUGGGGCUUUCUGUGGAGUCGCCCCUCAGCGUCAGAACCCUGCCCCGAGUUCCAGACCGAUGGCAGUGUGCUGGUCUUCUGUCUGCCUGCUGGGCUCUUGGUCUGGCCGCUCCAGCCCCUGCUUUGUUCUGCAGCUUUGCCUCUGGCUGUGUGGCGCUGCCCGUGCUGAUGAACAUCAAAGCUGUGAUCGAGCAGAGGCAGUGCACUGGGGUCUGGAGUCACAAGGACGAGUUACCGAUUGAGAUCGAACUAGGGAUGAAGUGCUGGUACCACUCAGUGUUUGCGUGCCCCAUCCUCCGCCAGCAGACGUCGGAUUCUAACCCUCCCAUCAAGCUCAUCUGUGGUCACGUUAUCUCCCGAGAUGCACUCAACAAGCUCAUUAAUGGAGGAAAGCUAAAGUGUCCCUACUGUCCCAUGGAGCAGAACCCAGCAGAUGGGAAACGCAUCAUAUUCUGAUUCCUGCCUGGAAGGAACUUUGUUGAAAGCGGUUUUCGCCCAUGAACCGUGGUGUGUCUUGGUGGGAGUGGUUGGCUUCAGUGGACUGUGGUUCAGAGCAGCUGGCUGAGGAGUGCCAGCAUGGGCAGGGGCCAAGAAGGGAGGUGAACCAACCUGCACUGGGCAGCUGGCCCUUGGCUGUAAGAGCAGGGAGAUGCUGGCCUCUGUGCUCUUGCCCUCUCCCCGUUUAUAAUCUGCCAUUGACUCAGUCACAACCAACAGAGAAGUAAAGGGCUUGACCAGCAGCAGAUGUCCUUCCACGGCUGCCCUCAAUCAGGUCUCUUACUGCCACACCAACGCUUGCGUGCACUCCUCUCGCUGUACAGCCUCACAACUGUAUGUAUCCAUGUCCCACUGUAAAUAGUCCAGGUUAGAACUGAAUGCCAUUGUUUUAUAACUCGGAGCAAAUAUAUUCCUAGGGCUUCUCCUUA